GAAUUGGAGAACUGUGUGAAAAUAUUUGAUAAAGAGGCCCUAAUAAUCUUUGUAUACUAUAGUCUGUAAUGUUCGAUCUUCACUGACCACGCUAGGGCAGGGCAAAAGAAAACGGAAGAGGAAAACCGCCAACGAAGGAGAGAGUAGCGAAGCAAUUGAGAUACUGUGACCCGACCAUCUCUCCACCGCCGCCUGCCGCCUGCCGCCAGUUUUACAAGACCAGCCGCCGACCCUUCAUCUAGCUAGCACCUAAUUCUAAGCUCGGCGACCAAUCACCUCGGUUUCACCAUAUCCAGAGGUAUUGAAGUUCUAAGUCAGAACUUCCGUUGCCACCAAAGAUUGAAAGAACUCAAAUAGGCAUAUAAUACAAAAGUGGCAGUGGGAUGGGGAGGAGAAUACUUAAUGAUGCAUUGAGGACAAUCGUGAAUGCUGAGAAGAGAGGGUUUGCUUCCGCUCAACUUCAACCUGUAUCUACUGUCAUGGCUAAUUUCCUUCAGAUUAUGAAGUAUCGUGGAUAUAUUAAAGAUUUUGAGGUACAGAACCCCCAUAGAGUUGGUAAGAUAUCUGUCCAGUUAACGGGUAGGGUCACUGAUUGUCGUGCUCUCUCACAUAGACAAGAUAUCAAGGCUCAGAACAUUGAGAGCUACGCAAAACGUACCCUUCCAACCCGUCAGUGGGGCUAUGUUGUGAUAACAACACCAAAUGGAGUUUUGGAUCAUGAGGAAGCAAUUCGACAAAAUGUUGGUGGUCAAGUCCUCGGGUACUUUUACUGAUCGAAGUCAAGCAAAAUUGAAGAUCAGAGAAAAUCACUCUCGUUAUUGUACAUUUAUAAAAUUGAUUGAUUGCAAAUCACCCUUUCUGGAAUGACAAUGCAAAAACUGGAGUUGGAUGAAAAUCAUGUCUUCCCGUUCUUUCUUGUUGCGGAAGAGACCAGAAAUAAAUUGCUUGUUUCGUGGUUAAAGGCUAUGGAGUUCAAAACCGUUUUUCUACUGUAGGAUUUCUAGUUUUGUUGGAUCAAUCCAAGGCCCCUAUGAUCCGAACACUUCCAAAACAAACACAGAAACACAGGCAGCACUAAUCGCUCUUUCAUCGACCUUGGUUGAUUUUUGUAGCGAAUGGAUUAUAUUGGUUGACUUUUCUCAAAAUAUCAAUUCUCGUAAGUUUCUGUCAACUUACAUCAGUGGAUCAUGAUAAUCAAUUCAAGACAUGUUUACUUGACGAGUUACUAAACAGUGCUUACUAAGACCC
Cuscuta epithymum is the source of this 1248-nucleotide messenger RNA. NCBI's taxonomy places the organism in Eukaryota, Viridiplantae, Streptophyta, Magnoliopsida, Solanales, Convolvulaceae. The record is from the annotation of a GenBank genome assembly.